GUACGGAAGUUGGAGUUUCUUCUGGCUGAUGCACUGAACAAUAACUAUGACACCAUUUUUACAUGUGGUGGAGUGCAGUCAAAUCAUUGUAGAGCCACUGCAGUAGCAGCAAGACAGCUUGGCUUGGAUUGUUAUUUGUUUCUUAGAAGCUCUGAACAGGUCAGCUACACUGUAUGUUUUCUUGCAAUGUACAAAAUGAACACCUUUUUACAUCAGUCACCUUAACUUGAUGCCCUUGCUGUUUGAACCUAUCCACAUUAGCUCACAUAUAUAUUGCUAUGGGAACCAGAAAAACAUUCCUGGAGCAAGGGUUGAGAACCAAUAACAAAUUCAAUGCAAUGUAUGCAUUCACUUCCACAGUAUUCAAACCUGGGAUACAUUCACCUUGUUGGAAGGUGCAUGCUGUCACUCUCCCAAGUGCUAUUCCACCACCCUCUUUUUGCCAUCGAAUCAGACAUUAAUUAUUUUAUUAAACCCAUCAACAAUAGAUGAGCAUGGGAAAUGGUGCCUGAAGAAGGUGGAGCCACAAGACAAGCAGAGCUGGUUGUGCAGGGUAUCCAUGACAACCUGUGAGCGGGAACCACCAGGCACUGUCACACUAACACUAAAAUACUUACCACAUACUUAUCAUGCCAAGAGGGAUGGGCAGGAAAAGCCAGGCUGUAAAUAUCCGACCCCCUGCAUGCAAGCCCUGGCCACCCCACAUACCGAUCCUUGGGGGAAAUUUACUGGCCAACAUUGUUUCAUGUUUAACUUACGCUAAAUUACAUUUAUAGCCACAUUUAAAAGGUUAUAAUUUCUCAUUCCUCUACACAGCAGCCAUCUCAGAACUAGUGCACUCACAACAGCAAUCUACUGCACCAAAUAUUGUGCCUUGAGUGGGCUGAAUUCAUUUUUUGUUAUGUGUGUUGCCAGGAACAAAUAUUCUAACACAGUCAACUGGAGCACACUUUUCAAGACCUAUAUAAGAAGGACACCCACUGUUGGUGGCUUCCCUUGUUGUUUUCAGUCAUUUUCUGCAACUAAGCUCCCUCCCUAUACAUGUAUGUGACAGACACCUCUCUACAAGUCCCAUUAGUUGGUCCUGAUUCCCACUAUGUUUAUCUUAGAGAGAGUUAAUUGA
Molecule: messenger RNA, 1123 nt
Organism: Porites lobata
Lineage: Eukaryota; Metazoa; Cnidaria; Anthozoa; Scleractinia; Poritidae
Source: the annotation of a GenBank genome assembly